AUGUAUUUGUCGGGUGCCGAAAUCAAAAUUGGAGGCAGGACGCAUUGUCGAAUGUGUUCUGUGCGGUUGCAGAAAGACAAAUCGAGGCUGAAAGUCCCUGAAGAGGUUCAGAGUUCGCCUAUUCAACAGGAGUUGACACAUUUAGAGCAACUUAACCAAGUGCAUGCAUCGACAUCUUAUCAAAAGAACGAGGAAGAAAGCGAGAAUGAUGAAGAUGACCUCGAAGAAGAAAAUGAAUAA
Messenger RNA from Acaulospora colombiana, 240 nucleotides. The record is from the annotation of a GenBank genome assembly. NCBI's taxonomy places the organism in Eukaryota, Fungi, Glomeromycota, Glomeromycetes, Diversisporales, Acaulosporaceae.